This is a messenger RNA of Cladocopium goreaui, 1713 nucleotides long. Lineage: Eukaryota; Dinophyceae; Suessiales; Symbiodiniaceae. The record is from the annotation of a GenBank genome assembly.
GCUGCCAUAGAACCGGCCAUAGAACCGGCCCCUAGGAGGGCGGUUCAACCACCGCCCUGCGCGCAAUGUUGGCGCACUGCCCGAACGAAACGAACGAUGGAGGUGCAGGAAGAUCUGCUGGGUCUGCGGCGUGGCGCCUGUCAGAACUGCAGCUGUCCUGGCUUCCGCCGAGUGGUGCCACUGCCGAACUCGAGUUCUUUGGACGAUGGAAAGUCUUCAGGUGUCGUCUCCGGCGCCUAUGCUCCGUUUCUCUUCAGAUGUGAUGCCUGCGGAUGCUUCUCGAAGGAUCAUCAAGCUGCACCGCAGGUCCCAAGUCUUGCAGCGCCAAAGAUGGACAGCGCUCAGGCUGCGGCGAGUCCUUCCUUGACGAAGACUCCCGUGGUCACAGACUUUGAGCGAGAAGAGAACUUCAAGGACUUAGUGUUUCAACCUGAAGCCUUGCGGCCGUUGAUUCCCUGCUUGAAGGCGCGCAAAUGCAGGAUCUGUGUCCUGGGCGGUUCCAUCUCGUUGCAGCAGCGCGGCUAUCGCCCCAACCUGGCAGAGGCCUUGCGGCGCCGCGGCGUGGCCGUUGAGGAUCUCCCCGCUGCGGUGGGCACUGCAGGGUGUCGACCCUUGUCCUUGGUUGUGAACGAGUUGGUCCUGACCAAGCAGCCAGACCUGCUCAUCAUCGAGGUGGCCGUGAACGACGGCGACGACUUGCUCGAGAGCACGCCCUGCGGCGCCAGCGCUGUGCUGAUCCGCCAGGCUGCCGAGGGCAUCGUGCGCACCACGCGGCGCCGCUGUCCGCAGACCGCCAUCCUCUUCCUGGAGAUGUUUCUGCGCGACGACAGCGAAGCGCGAAAGUUGAAGACGGGCUGUGAGGCUUGGCGCGAUGCCAAGGAGGAGGAAGCGCAGGAGGCCAUUGGCUGGUACCAUCAUGUGGCCCCGCGCCUUCAUCGUGAGAUUUGUGAACGCUACGGCUUGACGCAAAUCGACCUGAUACCGGCCCUGCGUUCGUUGAGUGGCCAAGAACGACAGAAAUGGUUUCGCGAUGAUUGCCAUCAUUCAGAUUUUGGAGGUGAAGCUGUAGGGAACCUCUUGGCGCGCUUGAUUCUAUGGGCAGUUCGACAGCCAGAAGCUCCGGCCCGACAUCGCGGCUCAUUGGGGGCACCCCUAGAUCCCGACUGUUGGUGCAAUGGCAAGACCAUACGAAUACUUCCGGGCUGGACUUCAGAACAUUCCAUUCGACGUGACAAAGAUCUCCUUCGAUUGGGACAACAAACCGAUUGGUUACUCCUUUAUGCUGGUGGCCAUGUAACGAUUCCCUUCAAAGGUCGUGCAUGUGGCUUGAUGACAUUACUGGGUCCGGAUGCACCAAGUCUCAAAGUUCAGGUUGAUGGUGGCCCACUCCAACGAGUACCGCUCUUGGACCGCUGGUGCUACUACUGGAGAGAUGCAGUUCUUUUGCUCCGCGAUGGUCUUAGCGACACCACCCACACGCUCUACUUGGAGGUGGAGAUGGAAGCUUCAGAUCACCAAUGCCUCAAACGUCCAGCCAGCAGUGAGCUGUGGCUGCAGUUCCUGUGCCCCGCUGGCAGCAGGAAGCUCACGCAGCAGGACGCCCUCCUCAAAAGUUGUGGCUUUCCUAUGCCUGCGCCGUGGAGAGCGACGCCGCUUUGCCUCUGCCAAAAAACCACGGUAUCAUCCACGGUGGCUGCGAGGUUGACCAGUUAG